UGUUAUUAGUUGUCACGAAUCACAAACGCAUUUAAACUACAUUAUCCAAUAGGUUACACUAUGUGUGUAUCCUGCCCUUUAACGCCAAUGACAGCCGAAGGAUGGAGGCAGUAUUAGCCAAGUAUGAAAACCAGAUCAAUGUGUUUUCUGAAUUCCUUGAAGACUUGCCUGACACCGAUGAACCUGUGUGGGUUUUAGGAGAGUGUUACAGUGUUAAAACAGAAAAGACAGAACUCCUAUCAGACGUUCACUCGCGGCUAUGGUUCACCUACAGGAAAAAAUUCUCUCCCAUAGGCGGAACAGGCCCCUCUUCAGAUACAGGCUGGGGAUGCAUGCUACGGUGUGGGCAGAUGAUUCUUGCACAGGCCCUGGUAUGCUCACAGCUGGGACGAGCCUGGCGUUGGAGGGCAGAGGGAGGACAGCCAGAGGAGUACCAUCGUAUCCUCCACUGUUUCCUGGAUAGGAAAGACAGCUGUUACUCCGUACACCAAAUGGCUCAGAUGGGAGUCGGUGAAGGGAAGUCUGUGGGAGAGUGGUAUGGCCCAAACACAGUUGCACAAGUACUCAAGAAACUUGCACUAUUUGAUGACUGGAAUUCUCUUGCUGUGUAUGUGUCAAUGGACAACACGGUGGUGAUCGAGGACAUCAAGAAGCAGUGUCGCCAGGCAAGCAGAGGGAGCAGAUUGCGGCCCAGACCCUGUGGCUGGGGGGAACCCUUCACCUCUGGAGAAACACCAGAGCAAGCCUGUUUGCACACGCACGGGAACAGAGCCACGAUGUGUCCUCAUUCUCAAUCCCAGUCUCGUUCUGACUGGAGGCCCCUGCUGCUGGUCAUACCUCUCCGUUUGGGAAUCAACCACAUCAACCCUGUCUACAUCCAGGCCCUCAAGGAGUGUUUUAAAAUACCACAAUCCUGUGGUGUGCUGGGAGGAAAGCCCAAUCUGGCCUAUUACUUCAUCGGAUUUGUAGGAGAGGAGCUGAUCUACCUGGACCCCCACACCACCCAGUCAGCCGUAGAGUCAGAGGCUGGCAGCGGAGUGGACGACCAGAGCUACCACUGUCUGAGGAGUCCACGCCGCAUGAAGAUCACCAACCUGGACCCCUCUGUGGCCCUGGGAUUUUUUUGUAAGAGUGAGGGUGACUUUGACAGUUGGUGUAACCUGGUCCAGCAGGAGAUCCAGAUGAAGAGGAACCUGCGGAUGUUUGAGCUGGUGGAGAAUCACCCGCCCCACUGGCCCCCCUUCGUUCCUCCCACCAAACCAGAGGUUCAGACCACAGGGGCAGAGUUCAUCGAAUCGUCCGACAAGCUGUUUGAGUCUGAAGAGGAGUUUGAGAUCCUUAACGUGUGACCAGCUCCCCCUCCCCUCCGCCCAGUCCAGCGGAUGAUGGCGAUUGGGUUGAUUCCCUUGGCCACCACCUUCCAUACUGUGCUGUAGAAGUGCCUCAGAACAACACCAAGCAUUAACUGCUUACCACUUUGCAAAAAAAAAGAUAAGAAAAUAUUCUGGACAAUAACUCAUAACAAAGUGAGCAAAUGAAGGCAGAAACGUGAUGUACACCGUAAAUACAAGCUGGCACUGUCUCAUUUUGAUGUUGUAACUAGGAAACAAAGCCAGGGUCCUACAGUAGGUGAAGACAGGGGUGAGGAUGAUAUCUCCUCAUUACACACUACCUCCUGACGCCAGGAGACAGCAAAUAUGCAGACACAUUUUUUUUCCCAGGGUUAAAAUACAAACAUUCAACAAAUAACUUAAGAAAAGUGCCUCUCUUAAAUAUAUGUAUGUUAUUCAAUGGUUGGAAUAAGGGGUCUCCCAAGGUAUUGGUGUGGAAUACCCCCCCCCCCAUGUAAAUAUGCCUGACAAUAAAGAUAUUUAAAUAUAUAUGAUAAUUCAGCCUCAGGGUUGAUAUUCUGUUUUAGUACCAUCUUCCUCGUGGGUAUUUCUGAGGAGCUAAAAUGGCCUUGUGCACAGUGUCAUGUGGAAAGGGGAUGUGUAGAAUAGAGCCUUGAGUGGUCAUUAGCAAAACUGGCUUCUUUUCUUGUGAUGAACCUAACCCAUCUUUUUCUACAAACCCCAUUCCACUGAUGAAUUGUUGUUCUAUGAUGGUUAUUGAUUGUCCCUGCAGCCCACUGUAUUAGUACUGAAGAUGAUAGCCUGUGGUGACAACUGAAUUAUAAUGGUUCUAGUCUUACUGGUUUUCAUCUAACC
Molecule: messenger RNA, 2207 nt
Organism: Oncorhynchus mykiss (rainbow trout)
Lineage: Eukaryota; Metazoa; Chordata; Actinopteri; Salmoniformes; Salmonidae
Product: cysteine protease ATG4A
Biological process (GO): C-terminal protein lipidation; aggrephagy; mitophagy
Cellular component (GO): cytoplasm
Molecular function (GO): protein-phosphatidylethanolamide deconjugating activity; cysteine-type endopeptidase activity
Source: RefSeq, a predicted model, not a curated record